AUGUCGGAUGAGCCCACCGUCGAUUUUCUGUCCCAAAAAAUUGAGGAACCUCGAGAAAUCCGGCGAAGGACAUGCAAAGAUUCGUCUUCAAUCAGUCGUUUACCAGACGAAAUCAUCCUCCUAAUAUUAAACAGAUUAAUCGAUUUGAAAACCCUAUGUUUUUGCUAUCUGGUUUCCAAACGUUUCUCCUCGAUUGUAGUUCAAGUCGAUGCCAUUUCCUUCGCUUCUCCAGUCUUAAACCCUCACAUUUCCGAUAAGAACACCAUCAGUGAUGUCUCCCCAAGUAGGUCGUUUCUGCGCAUGAUUUCGUCGUUAUACGUUUGUGAUAAGGAUGGAUUAUGUGUUAAUGGAAAUGGGGAUGAAGAAGAAAGCGUCGAGUUAAUCGGUGAUUUGUUGAAGAACAAACAUGUCAUUUCGUUUCAGUGUCUGCAGGAUAUCAUGGCAUGGCAUGUGAUGUUGUUGUACCUCGUUAAUGAUCUACCCAUGUUGGAAGAGGUAUCCAUUAGCGAUUCAGGGAGAAGAGGGAGGCUUUCUCUAAGUGGGAAAGAACUCAGUGAGGUUAAGGAAUGGGUACAUUCAGCUUCGGAAACUGUGCUCAAUCGUGUAAAUGUUCCUACUAUAAUGCGGAACUGUUAUUUUUCGGUUUUGAAAUUGCCAGUUUCAGGGUAUGUGAUGAAGGGGAUCUAUUUUUGUGUAAUGGAGAUGAAAGAUAUCGAGGGUGGAAAUGAGUUUCUUAUGAGCAGUGAAAAUGGUGGUUUUGAAGAUAAAGAAGAGUCUGCAUAUACUGAAGCUAUGAUGGAGAUUUUGAAGAAGUAUAAAGGCAUGAUGCUUACUCAGAACCUGUCGUGGAACCUUAAUGAGGAAGCUGGGCAACAUGGUAGGUUACAGUUUCGAAUUUUAGAGCCAUAAAAACUUUUGGAUGCACAAAACUUGCUUGUUGGUUUUUUAAUUGAAUGUAAUGAAGUCUUGCUGCUUUGUUAUAAAUGUUAGUUUGAAAAUUGUAGAUUUUGAUCAAUUA
Messenger RNA from Lactuca virosa, 1018 nucleotides. The record is from the annotation of a GenBank genome assembly. NCBI's taxonomy places the organism in Eukaryota, Viridiplantae, Streptophyta, Magnoliopsida, Asterales, Asteraceae.